Molecule: messenger RNA, 1220 nt
Organism: Candoia aspera
Lineage: Eukaryota; Metazoa; Chordata; Lepidosauria; Squamata; Candoiidae
Gene: AQP6
Product: aquaporin 6
Exons: 4
Coding region: 1-783 (260 amino acids)
Biological process (GO): water transport; transmembrane transport; carbon dioxide transport
Cellular component (GO): plasma membrane; apical plasma membrane
Molecular function (GO): water channel activity; nitrate transmembrane transporter activity
Source: RefSeq, a predicted model, not a curated record
AUGUGGAAGGAACUGCUUUCUACAGCCUUCUACCGGGCUAUCUUCACUGAGUUCCUGGCCACUGCCAUCUAUGUCUUUUUUGGCUUGGGAUCAGUGCUGGAUUGGCCAGAGAAACCCUCCAUCCUGCAGACUGCCAUCACCUUCAACUUGGCAGCAGCCACUGCUGUCCAGAUUGCCUGGCAUGCCAGUGGAGCCCAUGUCAACCCAGCAGUGACCGUGGCCUUCCUGCUUGGCUCUCGUGUCUCAUUGGUGAGGACUGUCUGCUAUGUGGUAGCCCAGCUGGCUGGAGGCAUUGUUGGGGCAGCCAUCCUUUAUGCAGUGACUCCUGGGAAUAUUCGGGGAGUUCUGGGCAUCAGCAAGGUAAAGGUCAACGUUUCAUCAGGACAAGCUGUGGCAGUUGAGCUCAUCUUGACCCUGCAGUUGGUUCUGUGCUAUUUUGCAUCCACAGAUAAACAGCGCAGUACGGGCUCCCCAGCUGUCAUGAUUGGCAUCUCGGUUGCCCUGGGCCACUUAGUUGGGCAUUACUACACUAGCUGCUCCAUGAAUCCAGCCAGAUCCUUUGGUCCUGCUGUCAUAACUGGGAAGUUUCUUCACCAGUGGGUCUUCUGGGUGGGCCCCUUAACUGGUGCGGUCUUGGCAUCCAUCCUUUACAACUUUAUUCUUUAUUAUGACCCAAAGCCCUUCACACAGAGACUGUCUAUUCUCAAGGGAGAAGAGCUGAAGACGGAGGGGGACCAACAGAAAGAAUCAUUGUCAUUGCCCAGUCUGGUGCAUAGAUUGUAGCUUCCUCGGACCACGUGGAGAAGACCUUUCGGAUGCGCUCAGCAAGAGCUGGAUCUGUGGGUGGUGGUCCCAUAACCAGCCACCAGAGGGCUCCAGGUGCCUUUUCUCUGAAGUCUGCAUUGCCAUGUGGAUUUCAGAUGUACUUGCAGCAAAAGGAGCCUCCCAGGAGCUGGUCCUGUGUUGCCAUGGGAUUGUGAGCUGUCAUAUGGAUGUGUGGACAUCUUAAGCACUGUACUGUAUGCAGGAAAUGAAAACGGCUGCUUUCAGCAUAAAGUGAAUAUGAAUAUGACAGCUAUGAAUUGCAGUGCCAAACUAGUGGCUUGCUUGAGGUUUAAACCUGUCCUUUCCUAGGCAGAAAUUAUUCAGAGGAUAAGCAAAAGUUACUUAGAUAAAUAGCCUGGAUGCUAGCUGGAUCCUUAGCUGAUGAAUGAACCAUU